ACAGUUGACAUUAAACGUUCAGAAAUUUUUUGUUUAUUAUUUGAUUGACACAAAAAUUUUAAGUUUUUAUUUCUUUUUAUUUACAAUCACAAUAAAAAUAAAAAAUACAUUUUUAAAUUUCCCGCGGAUUCUCCGUUAUUUGGUUUUACCGACUAAGUGUCACGUAAUAAAUAAUUUACUCCAUUACAAACGAAACCAAAACAUAAUUUACAACACGUGGAUCAAAAUAUAAAUUUCUGACAGAUUAUUAAUUAAUUAAAUAAAUAUUAAUUAAUUAUUUUAAAAUACAAAUAGAGAAAGAAAUAAAAAAAUGGACAAAAAAAAUUGUGAAAUGAAACGUAAAUCCGAAUCAAGUAACGAAGAGCCGCCAGACAAAAAAGCCCGAGUUGAUAUAAAAAAUAUUUUGCUGCCAUCUGAUAAUAAAGAUUUGAGUUCUCAUAGUAUUCAUAAUGCACCCGAGAGUUCAAAUUCAAACAUAUCAAAGAUUUGUUUACCUGAACUCAAUGAUGACCCAACAUCAUCGAAUGUCAAUGACAGGAUGAAUGGAGCGGAAAUAAAUGAGCCAUUAAUUGAAGAUGGCCAAGUUAAUGACUCUAGUGAUCAUGUGUCCAGUGAAAUAAAUCCUGACACAAAUAAAGAGGAUGAAAAAAAUAGUAUAGACACAGAUAUUGAGUCAGUACCAACAGUCCAUCAGUCUACGUCUAUUGAAGAAGUUGCGGGUAUACGAGUUCCUUGUGUCAAUACAGAAGAUAAAUUGAUUGAGUGCAAAAUUCUCAAUGAUACUAGUGAUAAAAAAAUAAAAUGGAAUGAUAAGAACAAUUUAACGAGUACAGAUACACUAGAUGAUUCAGCUAAAAAUAAUCAAGAUCCUCAAACGUCAACAAAUUCUUUAUUACCAAGAAAUAAAUGCAUCUAUGGAGCUGAAUGCUUUAGAACAAGUUCUGAGCACAAAGCAAAAUAUAGUCAUCCAGGUGACGCGGACUUCGAUGUCAAAGACAACAGACCCGAGUGUCAAUAUGGUACCAAAUGUUACAGAAAAAACCCAGAGCAUUUAAAAGAUUAUAAACAUACAAUAGUACGACGUAAACGGAGAGUAACUGUCGACCAGGUACAAUUGUUAAAAAAAGACAAAAAUAACGACGAUAAAGAUUCAGAUGAGUCGUCGUUCGAAGAGUCUGUCGAUGAAUCUGAGUAUGGUCCAUCAGAUUUAGACAGUUCGGAAGAUGAAAAUGAGUUUGAUGAUGACAGUGAUUGGUAAAUAUACAAAUUACUUGGUUGCUUUUACCAAAAGUAUUCAAAUAUUUUAAAUAAAGACCAAUAUUUUUGUAUGUUUAUUAAAUUUUAUAUUAAAUUUUAUUACAAAAUUAUAAUACGUUUUUAGUAAAUUAUUUAUACUGUAAUUGUGGUAUUGUUAUAAAUGUAUGUUGUAA
This is a messenger RNA of Microplitis mediator, 1430 nucleotides long. Its product is annotated as aprataxin and PNK-like factor. The transcript is spliced from 4 exons. Lineage: Eukaryota; Metazoa; Arthropoda; Insecta; Hymenoptera; Braconidae. Gene Ontology annotation, biological process: double-strand break repair. Gene Ontology annotation, molecular function: 3'-5' exonuclease activity; DNA-(apurinic or apyrimidinic site) endonuclease activity. Bases 311 to 1258 code for a protein of 315 amino acids. Gene Ontology annotation, cellular component: nucleus; site of double-strand break. The record is from RefSeq and is a predicted model, not a curated record.